AUGAGUGCGCAGUUCCUCGCGGAGUACGGCGCGUUCGUCGAGUCCGUGCUCGAUGGGGGCGUGAAGCUCGGCGCAUGGGACCUGCAGCUGAUCGGUAUCAAGCGGUCCUGCCACAAGAAGGGCGCGGGCAAGGCGCUGCUCGAGGCCGUCGAGGCCGGGCUCGAGACCAUGGCCGGCGGGGCGGCCGUGAAGAUGUACGAGGCGGUCGGAUAUACAAUGCAGGGCACCGGGUCCAUCACAUGGGUGAACGGUGCUCAGUUGGCCAAGGAGACCGCUUUCUGGUACACCUUUCGAGUCCUCUGCCGUCCUAUCCAGGACUAG
Molecule: messenger RNA, 321 nt
Organism: Epithele typhae
Lineage: Eukaryota; Fungi; Basidiomycota; Agaricomycetes; Polyporales; Epitheliaceae
Exons: 4
Coding region: 1-321 (106 amino acids)
Source: RefSeq, a predicted model, not a curated record